AUGAUGAUAUGGAGCCCGCUAUCCAAUACCAUAACGGCUCGCCAUGUUUUGGAGCAAUAUAGUAAAUUUGUUGCCUGGAGAAUGGCGCUGCCGCCUGUCCUUGGGGACGCCGAGAACAGCACACAGGCUCUCCCACACGUCUUGUCAUUGUUAAUCCUUUAUGAUUACUCUAUUGUCCAACUCUUGUGCCCGCUACUCGAGUUGGAAGGCUUUCCCUCCAGGCUCGUCGAUGAAGUCGUGUGGUCCCACGCACAACAUGCUCUCCUCCUCCUCGAGCGCCAUUACCGUUUGCAUUACACGUGCCGUUAUCAGCCGGCCCUCCAAAUGUUCGUCGUCUUAAAUAUAUGCCACCUCAUCGCCCGCUUCUUCCCAGCAAAGCCCAACAACGAUCCAUCCAUUAAAGAUGGAUCUGAGGCUGUAACGAUUGGUAUUGAGGUCCUCCAUGAGUCAAAUAUUGGAUUCCCAGCCGCUGGGGCGCUGCAGGAGCUACUCAGGCGGUCGGCCGCCGCCUACUCGCUGAAACUACCGCCGAGUCUUGACUAUCUCCUAACGUCGCAGGGAAAUGUGCGUACGGCGCAUUCGUACAAUGAUUUCAUUGACGUCUGCACCCGCCCCAGUUAUCACCAACCAUUACGUGGUGUGCGUGAGAACUUUGAUAGUAACUUCGCGGAGGAGUGGUAUGCUCAAAGCCCAGAAUUUGGGUUUAGACUGCCGCCACCAGGGCAGCAGCUGCAGACCGAGUCGGAUAGGGGUAUCCCAUAUUUGAUGCAGAUUAGGAAUUUGCUGAACACGAAUUGA
Molecule: messenger RNA, 798 nt
Organism: Pseudogymnoascus destructans
Lineage: Eukaryota; Fungi; Ascomycota; Leotiomycetes; Thelebolales; Thelebolaceae
Exons: 2
Coding region: 1-798 (265 amino acids)
Source: RefSeq, a predicted model, not a curated record